Molecule: messenger RNA, 2451 nt
Organism: Lagopus muta (rock ptarmigan)
Lineage: Eukaryota; Metazoa; Chordata; Aves; Galliformes; Phasianidae
Gene: VWC2
Product: von Willebrand factor C domain containing 2
Exons: 4
Coding region: 232-1227 (331 amino acids)
Biological process (GO): negative regulation of BMP signaling pathway
Cellular component (GO): AMPA glutamate receptor complex
Molecular function (GO): protein binding
Source: RefSeq, a predicted model, not a curated record
UGAUGCGCGGUGUGCUGGGGACGGAGCCGGGAGCGCUGUCGGUGCCGCGGGAACUCCUCCGGGCUCCGCCGUGCCUUUAAAACACGGGAAGGAAGAGAUGCUGCGUGUCUGUUUGGGGAGUUCGGGAGGGACGUAGUUUGGCUCGGGGCGCUUCGAUGCGAUGGGGCUGCGGAUCCGCCGCGCACUUCCCUCCGAUGUGAGCGCAGUGUCCCCUGUGGGAUGCAGUAGGUGAUGCCCAGCUCUACUGCAAUGGCAAUUGGAGCUCUCUCCAGCUCUCUCCUGGUAACCUGCUGCCUCAUGGUUGCCCUCUGUAGCUCCACCAUCCCCCUGCAGAAGCUGGCCAGGGCACAGGACAAGCAGGAGAUCAAGGCCAGCCAGGAGAAGAGGGACCACGCGUCGGCGAGGGACAGCCAGGCCGGCGCGGGGAAAGUGGGCGAGAUCGGCCGCAGCGGGAGGGAGGAGGGCGGCAGGGACUGGAAGAGCAAAGGCAGCAGGAACUACUCCAACAAGGAGUCGUGGACCAAGCAGAAGCAGGCUUGGAGCAGCCAGGGGACGGGCGGGAAGUCCGCCAGCGUGCCGGUCCAGGAGCAGCGGGACAUGGCGGCCGAGGCGCCUCGUCUGGCCGAGGCCUCGUCGCUGCCGGCGGCAGUGCCCAGCGCUACCCCGGAGCCCCUGGAGGAGUACGCCUACCCGGACUACCGCGGGAAGGGCUGUGUGGAUGAGAGCGGCUUCGUCUACGCCAUCGGGGAGAAGUUCGCGCCGGGCCCUUCAGCGUGCCCCUGCCUGUGCACGGAGGAGGGCCCGCUGUGCAUGCAGCCCGAGUGCCCCAGGCUCCACCCUCGGUGCGUGCAUGUGGACACCACGCAGUGCUGCCCGCAGUGCAAGGAGAGGAAGAACUACUGCGAGUUUCGGGGGAAGACCUACCAGAGCCUCGAGGAGUUCAUGGUUUCUCCAUGUGAGAAGUGCCGCUGUGAAGCCAAUGGUGAAGUGCUGUGCACUGUGUCAGCUUGUCCCCAGACCGAGUGCGUGGAUCCUGUCUAUGAGCCUGAUCAGUGCUGUCCUAUCUGCAAAAAUGGUCCAAACUGCUUUGCAGAAACCACUGUCAUUCCUGCGGGCCGAGAGGUGAAGACUGACGAAUGCACUAUAUGUCACUGCACUUAUGAAGAAGGCACGUGGAGAAUUGAACGACAAGCUAUGUGCACUAGACAUGAAUGCAAACAAAUAUAGGAAAUCUACCAGUCCAAGAACUCUCAUGGUUUUUAUAAACUAUCUCACAGCAGUGAGCACUGUGGAUGACCCAGGGAAAUCGCAAUGAGAAGAUUCUGGUGAGGAGCAAAUUGACUAUGGAUGCUUUGUUUUUCACAGUCACGUAAUUCUGCAAGGCAAAGCAGUGCGUAUAUUUAAAUAAAGUUUGGACAUAAGAAUACUUGUCUUAAUAAAUGUGUUAUUUUCACAGUGAGUACACUAAAAUACACUCUAUAAAAUAUUCUAUGUAUUUCUAUACUAACAUAGAGCUUAAAAAUAAAUGUUUUAUAUAGACAGUACAGAUUAAAGUACUGUAUCAUUGCCUGUCCUGUUGUGUACAUGCACAUAACUAAACAUUACACUUCUAUUCUAGUUUUAUCAUAGUAGAGUUUUCUUUGGGUUCUUGUGUUCGCUACUUUUUUUCUAUUUGUUUACUUUCAGUUUAUUGGCCAGGAAGGAGUCACUAUAUGAUAAAACUUUGACAUCCUUGCUGUUGGAAAAAAAUGUAGUCCAGUAUGCUUUCAGAGAAUGUGCUCACUUAUGCACUUAAGAGUAGUGCUGUAAUAUAAAAGUGAGUCGGCUCCUUUUCUUAGCUGCACUGGUAUAGGUCUGCUGGUCCACAGCUGAGAUCACUUGAAGCAGUAAUACAAAACUGGUCUCUUAUCUGUUUUUAUAAAACCUUAAUUAGACGAAAUCAGUUCAUAAUACAAAGUUCAGACAUAAGAUAUUACAGCAGGGCAAAUGCCUCUGUGACAUCAACAAUACAGCACUGCUGAGCUGGUGAAAAUAGGGUAAGUCAGUGAGUGGCAUCAUCAAUGUAACGUGCAGUAGAUGUGGAGACGUGUGGAUGGGCUGUGGCUGCACACACACAUCCUUGGGCAAGAGAGAACCAUUCCCUAGACCUUGCUGUUUCUGCCUUGCUGGUGCUUGUUCAGCUUUUUGAUUCAUCUCAAUCUGUCUGGCUGCCUGCACAGGUUGUGUAACUGUGUGUUGACGAGAAAUGUUUUGAGCCAGCUCUUCGAAUCCAUCAAAGGAUUUAUAGCACAGAAGCUGACUCUGGACACACACAGAGUGAAUCACAUCUCCCUGCUUCCGACGCUUACAGCCUUUGUUUAGAUCCAUGUUGGUUUUAAUUUAGCUUAUCUCCAACUCCUGGAUUGCAUCUGCUUUGAAUAUCUGCUAAGUCAGUGGCUCAAGAGAACACAC